This is a messenger RNA of Apis laboriosa (Himalayan honeybee), 1225 nucleotides long. RefSeq lists its product as uncharacterized. NCBI's taxonomy places the organism in Eukaryota, Metazoa, Arthropoda, Insecta, Hymenoptera, Apidae. The record is from RefSeq and is a predicted model, not a curated record. The transcript has 2 exons. Bases 89 to 955 code for a protein of 288 amino acids. Gene Ontology annotation, molecular function: protein binding.
ACAUGUUAUAUAUUUAUCAUAUCACAUAUACAAACAGGUUGUAUUUAGUACUGGUCAUGCGUUAUCAGCCUAUACUGUUUUAUGGUGCAUGCAUUCUUGUUACGACAAAGGUUUGGUCACAAUUGAAAAAGCACUGGAUUGUAAUCCAUACAAUCCAGGAUUUAAUUUAUUAAAAACUGUAGUUUUACGAUUGUCUGGUCGUUUCGAAGAAGCAAAUAUAUGGUUAGAGAGUCUCAAUAAAAAUUUUUUUAAACUAGUAAAACCGACAAGAGACAAAGAAAAAUCGAUCAUGGGAAAGCUUUCGAUUAGAGAAACAAGAAAUCAUUUGAUCAAACAAUGGUAUCUAAUACGAUAUGAUAUGGCGAUGCAAUGUCUGUUAGAGAACAAAAUCAAUAUGGCAAUACAAAUUGUAUUGAAAAGUAACUUAGUUAAACAAUAUCCAGAAUCAUAUCUAUUAUUAGGCGACUGUUUUGUCAAACGUAAUGAAAUUAAUUUGGCACUAAAAUCAUAUCUCAAAUGUCGAAAAAAGAUGCGCAAACUGAAUUUACCAUUUUGUCAAAAGACUAUCGAUUUAGCGGAACGAAUAAUCGAUAUCCUGAACGAUAAAGCAGAAGUGGCGAUAAACAAUAGAGAUUCGAAACGAGCCAUUAAUUUAGCUGAACAAAUACUUCAAAUAUUUGAUGAAGAUAAAAUACCAUUAGAAGAAUUACGUUUACAACGUAGUCGUGCCCUUAUCCAUAAAGCUCGUGGUCUAUUUCAAAUAGAAAAUAAUAAAGUGAUUCGGAAAAAACAAAGUUGCGAGAUUGCGGCUGAUAGUUUGAGGUUUGCUCGCGAACUAAAUCCGGAUCUGUAUCAAGUUUUAUAUAACGAUAGAAAUAUGGAAGGAGUUAUCGAUCGAUUUGCGCCACAACGAAAAUUACCUCGAUCUUUAAAAAUCCUUAUGCAAUUUUCUUAAUAAAUUUUCGUACAAAUUUCGAUAUAUUUUUUAUAUAAAUUUAAAAGAAAAAAAAGAAUUUUAUAAUAUUACAAUUAUUUAUAAUUUUCGAGGCUAAAAGAUCACGUAAAUAAGAUCAUUUAAAUUUGAUCACGUAAAUUGUAUCGAUUGAAGCAAUGUUAAAAAUACACAUCUGAUGCAAUAUUUGCAAAAUGUUACUCGAACAAGAAAAUGCCUGUAUCUCUUUUUAUCACUUAUCCUUAUUUUUAGUAAACACAUAUUUUAAGAAAA